UGCUGCUUAUCUUAGUACUUGGUCUUUGUGACAAUGUUUGUCUUUGUUUGGUUUAUGGCCCCCAAUCGGACGCUUAUCAAUUAAUUGAUAAAGCUUCGUAAAAUCGACCAUCAAUAGAACGCAGAUUGGGCAGGUAGUGCCUUAAAAGUCGCCGAACAGUUCACUAUUACUUACUCCUGACAACGACCUAGAAAUGACACCGCAAAUCCGCCCACUCACGCCGGAGUUGCAAAAACUGGCCAAGGAGCAGCUCAAGGAGGACCCCGAACGUCUCGAGGCCGAUCUGCAAUCAUUCAAGACAUGGAUCGAGCAGCAGCCGCAUCUAAAUCCCCGAAUGGAUGACCAGUUUCUGGUGGCCUUCUUGCGCGGCUGCAAGUACAGUCUGGAGCGGGCCAAGUCCAAGUUAGAUAAGUACUACACGCUGAAGACCAAGUAUCCGGAAUAUUUCCUUGUUAGCAACACGAAGGACAGCAAGUUCCGGGAGAUCCAUCAAACGGGUGCCCUCAUCUACCUGCCCACUCCUCUUUACGAAAAUGGACCACGCAUCGCGAUCUGGCGCAUGGGAUUGGUGUCAGUGGAGAAGUACACAAUGCUGGAGGCCAUGCAAGUGGCCCAGGCAAUGCAGGAGAUAGCCAUCUUGGAGGAUGACUACGCCAAUGUCAAUGGAGUAGUUUUUAUAAUGGACAUGAAGGGUGCUACUGCCGCGCACUUGUUCCAGAUGACGCCGUCGAUGGCCAAGAAAUUCACUGUGUUCUCGGAGGAGGCUCUUCCACUGCGUCUGAAGGCACAGCAUUUCAUCAACACCAUCACCGGAUUCGAGCAGUUGUUCAACAUGUUCAAGCCCAUGAUGUCCAAGAAAAUGCAGUCUCGCCUGUUUGUGCACGGCAACAAAAUGGGGCUGUUGACGGAACAGAUACCGCUGAAAUAUCUGCCCGUGGAAUACGGCGGCGAGAAUGGCACCACGCAGGAAAUCGUUGACGCUAUGGAGAAGAAGUUGGACGAGUACGCCGAUUUCUUCCAGGAAAAUGCCAACUUCGGCACCGAUGAGAGUCUGCGUCCGGGAAAACCAAUCGAUUUUGAGGGGCUUUUUGGAGUUGAAGGUUCUUUUAGAAAGCUGAACGUGGACUAGUUUCCAUUCGUUACUUUAAGAUUUAUUUGGUUAUCAUCCAUUUGAAAGGUCUUCCAAUUUAUUGGCUAGAAAACACAUUCGUAUCAGUUGAAUAGUUAAAUCGAAAAGCAAGUAACUUGUCAUUGAAAUAUACCUUUACACCUUAA
Messenger RNA from Drosophila erecta, 1275 nucleotides. Its product is annotated as alpha-tocopherol transfer protein-like. The transcript has 2 exons. The record is from RefSeq and is a predicted model, not a curated record. Gene Ontology annotation, molecular function: phosphatidylinositol bisphosphate binding. Bases 194 to 1129 code for a protein of 311 amino acids. Gene Ontology annotation, cellular component: membrane. Lineage: Eukaryota; Metazoa; Arthropoda; Insecta; Diptera; Drosophilidae.